AUGGCCGUCCCUGAAAAGAAACCCAAAAUCGAAUUCUUCAAGCAAUUGGAAACUUUGGAGGGGUUUGAGUUCAGGGAAGUCCUAGGAUCUCUGUCCAAUUCCAAGGUAUCCUUUUCUAAGAUUAUAAAUCAGUCUGUCUGAAAAAUAAUGUGGUUUCGCCGCGCCUUGGAAUCGCCCAUAAUAGCUGUGCGACGGCUUACCGCGGCUGGAGGUUUGAUGCGUUAUUGCGGCGAGGCGAGACAUUUUGCUGCGACGAAUCCGCAUUACUUUCCCUACAUACUGGUAAUCGAUCAGUCUAUUUUCAUAUUAUGCCAUAAUGUCGAAGAGGAUCAGCCCGGGAUACUGCUCUUGAAUAAGGUGGCUUUCAAUGAGACGAAAGAAGAUCUGGAUGAAUUGGUGAAGGGGUCCCGUUUCUCUCGUCUAAGUGACAAUGACAUCUAUGGUAACUUCGAAGUAACUCCGCCUACAAAGUUUGGGGGUAUGUGGGAUUGAAUAAUUAUAAACCUGUCAGUUCUCAAGGCGACGUUCAUCUAUCCCGCAACAAGUCGGCAUAUUGACAAGUACCGAUUGAGAACUGUCUGCUUCAUUUCUGAAUCAGCCCGGGACUACAAUGAUAUUACUCUUAAGUUCAUCAAAGAGAAAGCAUUCGGAUGUGACGUAUGUAGAGGUGGCAAUCCGGCCUGGCCGAUUCCGGUGAAAUCUAGGCCAAGAUUGGCCCGCUAAUAUAAUACAAAAGGUCGGAUAAAAGUCUUUGCACUUUCUCCUGAAAACUUUUAUGCGCUCCACAAUUCUUUUUACCUGUGUUUGUGUGAAAUUAAGACGGCUAAUCGAACUUCUGGAACAUCCGUAAAGGAAGCCAAAAGCUAGUCAAAACGUUUUACUGUGAAUUCUUUAAGUUUACAACCCGAAAGUGCAAAGAUUUUGUUCCCAGAAAAUAGGUGACCCCCCAAAUUUCGGACAGAGCCACAACUGAUCCUGCGACUUUUUCAUUUUUUUCGGAAGGCGCAAUGAAACAUGAGUCCGGCCAAAGGUUGCGCAGUACUCCGCUUUCAUACAAUGUCCGAGGAUCGCCGUGUUCGAGUUUCAGAGUGGUCCAAAUUAAAUCGUUUAUGUGCAAACUCAACGUUCUGGGACAUGCUGAAAGCCUCGGCCUAGAACUUUUCAAAUCUGCUCAAGUCCGGCGGAAAAACCGAGGCCGAUCUGAUUGUCACCUUUAUACUUAAGGAAGGUGACUAUAGGAAGAAAACACUUUUAGUGGGUUUACAACAUAGUUGAUGGAAAGAAGGAACAAGACCAAAUUCUAUACAAGGACGGAGAUCCGAACAAUGGAUUUAUCUUGCUGAAGGAUCUGAAAUGGGAUGGAAAGACCAUCGAGGAGAUGUAUUACCAAGCCAUUGUGGUGCGCAGAGAUUUAAAAUCUGUCAGGUAAGCAAAAUUUGUUCAAACAAAAUGAUUUUUUCAUAUUCAGAGAUCUGACAGAGAAAGAGCUUCCUCUUCUUGAGAAUAUGUAUCAAAGUGCUACCAGGGCCAUUCAAGAUAAGCAUGGGCUCAGCAAGGAGAAGAUGUUCAUCUAUUUCCACUACCAGCCCAGUUAUUACCAUUUGCACGUCCAUUUCCGUUCUACACGGUGCGAUACAAACAUCAGUAACAUUCCCAUCCUCGAGGUUAUCAAUAACAUCCAAAUUUGGCCAGACUUCUAUCAGAAGGCCUCACUUGGAUUCAAUAUCAAGGAAGGAGAGCCCUUGCAUCAGAUGUAUGCUGAAGCCGGUCGUAUAUAA
Messenger RNA from Bursaphelenchus xylophilus (pine wood nematode), 1778 nucleotides. NCBI's taxonomy places the organism in Eukaryota, Metazoa, Nematoda, Chromadorea, Rhabditida, Aphelenchoididae. The record is from the annotation of a GenBank genome assembly.